AUGGAAGAGGUCGACAGCGCAUUGGUUGACAACGCCAAAUCGUUUAUUGCUGGAGGAUUUGGCGGUAUUUGUGCCGUUUUGACUGGCCAUCCUUUUGAUUUGUUAAAGGUCAGACUACAGACAGGUCUUUAUAAGUCCACCUUGGAGUGCUUCAAAGAUACCCUGAAAAAGGAUGGUCCCAGAGGCUUCUACCGAGGGGUGCUGCCGCCAUUGCUGGGAGUAACCCCCAUGUUUGCGGUUUCCUUUUGGGGUUACGACGUUGGGAGAAGAAUCGUUUUAUACACCUCAAAACAGGAUGCCAGUGUGCCGCUUUCGGUGGCCCAGAUCAGCGCAGCCGGGUUCUUGAGUGCUGUUCCCACCACUGCCAUUGCUGCACCAUUCGAGCGGGUGAAGGUGAUGCUACAAAUACAACAGUCCAAGACGGGAAUGCUUAGCAUGGUAAAGCAGAUUUACAAGGAGGGCGGACUCAGGUCUGUGUUCAAAGGAUCUCUCGCGACAAUGGCCAGAGAUGGGCCAGGCAGUGCUCUAUACUUCGCUACCUAUGAGGUGCUCAAAGAAAGACUCUCUACGCCCGGAAAGGACCUCUCGUUAGGUGCAAUCACCAUUGCUGGUGGAUUUGCAGGUGUUUCCAUGUGGCUGGGUGUGUUCCCAAUAGACACCAUCAAGUCCAGACAACAGUCUUCCAGCGUCAAGACCUCAAUCGUACAGGUCACAAGACAGAUCCAUGCCGAGGCCGGAUUAAAGGGCUUUUUCCCCGGAAUCGGCCCAGCCCUAAUGAGAAGUUUCCCUGCCAAUGCUGCCACAUUCCUUGGAGUUGAACUCGCCAGAAACUUCCUAAGCAAAAUCGUGUAA
Kuraishia capsulata CBS 1993 is the source of this 852-nucleotide messenger RNA. RefSeq lists its product as uncharacterized. NCBI's taxonomy places the organism in Eukaryota, Fungi, Ascomycota, Pichiomycetes, Pichiales, Pichiaceae. The coding region runs from base 1 to 852 and encodes 283 amino acids. Gene Ontology annotation, cellular component: mitochondrial envelope. The record is from RefSeq and is a predicted model, not a curated record. The transcript has a single exon. Gene Ontology annotation, biological process: carnitine transmembrane transport; mitochondrial transport. Gene Ontology annotation, molecular function: O-acyl-L-carnitine transmembrane transporter activity.